This is a messenger RNA of Cannabis sativa, 2628 nucleotides long. Its product is annotated as lupeol synthase. NCBI's taxonomy places the organism in Eukaryota, Viridiplantae, Streptophyta, Magnoliopsida, Rosales, Cannabaceae. Gene Ontology annotation, molecular function: beta-amyrin synthase activity. Gene Ontology annotation, cellular component: lipid droplet. The record is from RefSeq and is a predicted model, not a curated record. Gene Ontology annotation, biological process: triterpenoid biosynthetic process. The coding region runs from base 255 to 2534 and encodes 759 amino acids. The transcript is spliced from 16 exons.
ACAGUUCUCAAAAAAAUAUUGGAAUUAAAAUCAAAUGAACUGAGCAAUAUAUAUAUAGUCAAUGCAUAUAGGAUCAUAUAGUUGAAAUUACCGUGAAACUAGUGGAGACAAUAAUUAAGUAGGUGUUGACCGCCACCACUUACUCGAUAUAUAUUCUAAACUUUCUCCUCCUAUACAUAUAAUUCUAAGUUUCUUCCGACCUCUUUGAUCUAGCUCUUUCGGUUAAUUUGAAUUAACGUAGGAGUAGUUUGAAUAUGUGGAAGAUCAAGUAUGGAAGUGGAGCAGGAGAGGCAUACUUGUUUAGUACCAACAAUUUCUUAGGGAGACAAACAUUUGAGUUUGAUCCAAAGGCAGGGAGUCCUGAAGAACGAGCUCAAAUCGAAGAGGCUCGUCUCAAUUUCUACGCAAAUCGCCACAAGGUGAAGCCUAGUAGCGACCUUAUUUGCCGACUCCAGAUGCUAAGAGAAAGUAAUUUUAAGCAAGAUAUUGGGCAAGUGAAAGUGGAUGAGGAUGUUGAGGACAUCAAAUAUGAAAUAGCUGAUGCAGCCAUGAGGAGGUCCAUUAAGUUUUGGUCAGCUCUUCAGUCACCACAUGGGCAUUGGCCUGCUCAAAAUGCUGGGAUAAUGUUCUACAUCCCUCCACUAGUGUUUUGCACAUACAUUACAGGUCAUAUGGACACAGUAUUCAACGAACAUCAUAAAAGAGAAAUGUUGUGGUACAUGUAUUGUCAUCAAAACAAAGACGGAGGAUGGGGACUGCAUAUUGAAGGUCCAAGCACGAUGAUGUGCACAGUUCUAAACUAUCUUGCCAUGCGCAUUCUUGGAGAAGGACGUGAUGGUGGUCUUGAUAAUGCAUGCUUCCGAGCUCGAAAAUGGAUUCUUAACCAUGGUGGAGCAACUGGAUCUGCUUCUUGGGGAAAGAUUUGGAUGUCUAUACUUGGUGUAUAUAGCUGGGACGGAUGCAAUCCAAUGCCACCAGAGUUUUGGUUCUACCCUUCUAUUUUUCAUCCAUCAAAAAUGUUUUGCUAUUGCCGAAUGACAUACUUGCCAAUGUCGUAUCUUUAUGGGAUAAAGUACGUUGGCCCAAUCACACCUUUGAUUCGAGAACUCAGAGAAGAGAUCUACAAUGAGCCUUACCAACAAAUCAGAUGGAGCAAGAUGAGGCAUCUUUGCGUCCAGGCUGAUAACUACUACCCACAUGGUAGAAUACAACGUCUCUUGUGGGAUAGUGUCUACUACGUUGCUGAGACUCUUAUUAGUACUUGGCCUUUUACGAAGAUAAGAGAACAGUCACUUCAUAAAGCAAUGGAACAUAUCCAUUACGAAGAUGAAAAUAGUCGAUAUAUUACAAUUGGAUGUGUUGAGAAGCCCUUAAUGAUGCUCGCUUGUUGGGCAGAAGAUCCAAAUGGAGAAUAUUUCAAGAAACAUAUUCCUAGAAUUGCAGAUUAUUUAUGGGUUGCGGAAGAUGGAAUCAACAUGCAAAGUUUUGGUAGUCAAGUAUGGGAUUGUAGUCUCUCUGUACAAGCAUUACUUGCUGCAAAUAUUAGUGAAGAGAUUGGGCAAGUACUGAAGAAAGCACAUGAGUUCUUGAAGCAAUCACAAGUCAGGGUUGACCCUCCUGAACAUUCAAAAUAUUUUCGACAUAUUUCGAAAGGAUCAUGGACUUUUUCUGAUCGAGAUCAUGGAUGGCAAGUUUCUGAUUGUACUAGUGAAGCUCUAAAGUGUUGCCUAUUGCUCUCAAUGUUGUCACCUGAUAUUGUGGGAGAGCCAAUGGAAGUAGAGCACUUGUACGACUCUGUCAAUAUUAUUCUUUCACUACAGAGUGAAAAUGGUGGUGUAUCAGCUUGGGAGAAGGCAGGAGCUCCAAAAAUAUUGGAAUGGCUCAAUCCAGUGGAAUGUAUGGAGGAUCUAGUCAUUGAAUACGAGUAUGUAGAGUGUACCUCUUCCUCAAUACAAGCAUUAACUCUAUUUAGGAAGUUAUAUCCGAACCAUAGGAGAAAGGAGAUAGACAAUUUCAUUGCCAAGGCUGUGAGAUACCUUGAAGAGACACAAAUGGCUGAUGGGUCUUGGUAUGGAUGUUGGGGAAUUUGCUUCAUAUAUGGUACAUGGUUUGCGAUUAAAGGUUUGGAGGCUGCAGGAAAACACUACUAUAAUUGUCAAGCUAUUCGUCGAGCCAUUGAUUUUUUACUUAACACACAGAGAGAAGAUGGCGGUUGGUCAGAAAGUUACACUUCUUGCACUAAUAAGGUAUAUACUCCUUUGGAAGGAGAAAACUCACAUUUGGUGCAUACUUCUUUUGCAUUGAUGGCAUUGAUUCAUGCUAGACAGGCUGAAAGAGACCCCACUCCUAUUCAUCGUGCUGCCAAAGUGUUGAUCAAUUCACAAUUAGAGGAUGGUGAUUUUCCUCAACAGGAACUUGUGGGUGUUUUCAUGAAAACUUGCAUGUUACAUUACGCAGCGUAUAGGAAUAUCUUCCCCAUUUGGGCAAUUGCAGAGUAUCGUAAUUUAGUUACACUUCGAAAUGAAGAAAAUUAACUAAUAGAGUAAUUUUUAUAAAUUCAAUUAGUUAAAUAUGUAUUUUUUUAAAAAAAGAAAAAUUAACUUUUAAAUGUAAAUUUUUUUUUUUUUU